Amphiprion ocellaris (clown anemonefish) is the source of this 6527-nucleotide messenger RNA. It is a transcript of the gene golga3, whose product is annotated as golgin A3. The coding region runs from base 279 to 4847 and encodes 1522 amino acids. The record is from RefSeq and is a predicted model, not a curated record. NCBI's taxonomy places the organism in Eukaryota, Metazoa, Chordata, Actinopteri, Pomacentridae. The transcript is spliced from 24 exons.
UUGUGAGUACAUCCAGAGGGCAUUCAGUUACCUGACAGCCUUUAUUUGUUCUUCCAGAUGGUAUAGUGUCUGCGCUUCUUGUUUCUAGUCGGACACGUAAGGGACGGAAACUAAACAGCCACGUAGUAAAAGGCGAAGCUCGCAGAAAGUGUUGUCUGCGUUCAGAAAUACUCCUGGAUACUGACAUGCUACCAUCCAGCUUGCCUCCUAAGGAGAUGGCUUUGUGAGACACUCUUUCCAAAGGCAUACCAGCAGUACUGUGACUGUUACAUUUCUUAAUGGAAGUGGAUACUAACCAGUCAGAGACAGCUCAGAUGGAGGAUAAUGCUUUUCAAGAAGACCAAGUUAUAAAAUCCAAAGGGACUGAUGCCCAACAGGGACUGGAGAAUACACAGAACACUAAAGGGGAAAUUCAUAAUGGUCCUGUCAGUUCAGAUGUGAUGCCACUUGGAAACGGUCUAGCAGAGGGCUUCGGUGCUGCAGGGGACACCCUUCUAAAUGGGUCCCUGCCUCCGACAGCUCCUCCCCUGAGCACCAGCUCCCCUGUCAACUGGCAGACCCAAGAGCCCUCCCAAGGUGUGGCUCCUUAUCAACCCAUGAUGCUAGAGAAGGCUGAGGGGGCUAGUGCUGAGGUCACGGUUCACAAGGGUGAAGCAUUGCAGUCGCUCAGACUCAGUAUGCCUAUGCAGGAGACAGAACUGUCCCACCAGAAGCCAUCGCUGGAGAUGGAAAAUGAGGAGAAGAUUCGCUUGGAGGCUCGCCGGCGUCUGGAGGAGCAACUCAAACAGUACAGAGUGCAGAGACAUAAGGAGAGGUCUCACCGCAACACAGCCAAGAACAGACCAUUCAGUACCCUGGAUCCGGAACUUAUGUUGCAUCCUGAGGCACUCCCCAGGGCCAACACCGUUGCCAUGACCAAGGAGUAUUCCUUCCUGAGGACCAGUGUCCCACGCGGUCCCAAACUUGGUAGCCUGGGAAUUCCCCCUCCCAAGGAGAGGAAGUCCAGAUCACCUCGUCCCAGCAAGAUCCACUCCUUAGCUGACUAUAAGGCUCCUGAGAAUGAUGGUGGAGGUGUUAGUGGAGGAGGUGGUGUAAAGAUGGCAGAUAACACCAUUAGCUCCAUCCAGUCCACCAUUAGCUCUGUGUCCACACUGUCAGAGGUCAGUGUGAUGUCAGAGUACCCCACCUGUGAGACGGAGGCACAGCCCUGUGCUUCGAUCCAAGUUGGAGACAACGUGUCAGAAAUUGAUGGCAGUGAAUCAGGAACGAGACCGGGGAAUGAUGGCAACGACAGUGACAGCUCCUCUUAUAGCAGUGUGUCUACCAGGGGAACCUACGGUAUGCUCUCUGCAGCGGUGGAAAGACAGCGAGGGCCGUACACAGUGGAGGGGAGGGAGAUUGCUCCUGAGGCCAUGGGCCAGUUCCCCUCCUUACAGGAAGUGCUGCAGGCAGCCAGUGAAGAGCAACACCUGCUGGAGCUGGAGCAGGAGAGAGAAGGGACAGCGGAGCCUCGCAGCCGCAGGGACAGCUUCUCUAGCAGUGUUUCUUUGGAGAGUUCUGUCAUGGGCCACGAUGAAAUGCUCCAAGUACUAAAAGAGAAAAUGAGACUUGAAGGCCAGCUGGAGUCCCUGUCAUCUGAAGCCAAUCAGGCUCUCAAGGAGAAGACAGAGCUUCAGGCCCAGCUUGCUACAGUGAAUGCACAGCUUCAGGCUAAAAAAGAGGAGGCUCAGGUCAGCCAGGAGAAGCAGAGCGUCCUCACUACGGAGGUUGGCACACUGCGACAAAACUGCAGCCAGCUAGAAAAGGCCAUGGUGGAGCUCCAGGGCAGUCUGGAGAGCAAGAAUGCCAGUCUGGCUUCUCUAAGCAAUGACCUGAAGGUUGCCGAAGACCAAUACAACAGGCUGAUGGGGAAGAUGGAGGAAAUGCAAAAUACUGUAACUUCGAGGGACAAUACAGUCCUGGAGUUGCGUCAGCAGAUGGGUGGUCUACAGAGCCAGCUUCAACAGGUGCAGCUAGAGCGCAGCACCCUGCAGAGCCGACUAAAGACCUCCCAGGCUGAGAUUGAUUCACUCCAGCAGGUCAGACAGUGGUACCAGCAGCAGCUAGCACUAGCCCAGGAGGCAAGAGUGCGACUGCAAAGUGAAAUGGCCAACAUGCAGGCUGGACAGAUGACUCAGAUUGGUGCUCUGGAACAUCUGAAGCUGGAAAAUGUGACACUGUCACAUCAACUUACUGAAACCCAACACCGCUCCAUCAAAGAAAAAGAGCGUAUUGCUGUUCAGCUGCAAAGCAUUGAGGCUGACAUGCUGACGCAAGAAGCUGCUUACAAGCAAAUCCAGGAUGCAAAGACCAUGGUGGAAGAUGACCUGCAGCACAAACUGGAAGAGUUUGAGGAAGAGCGAGACCGCUUAAUAAAACUGGCUAACACAGCCAGCACCCUAGAGAGGGAACUAGAGCAGGUAAAGCUGACCCUUUCCCAGAAGGAUGUGCAGCUGCAGACACUUCAGAAAGAACAUCUGGAGCUGAUGCGGCAGCUGACGGCCACUCAGGAGAACCUACACACCAAAGAGCAGGCCAUCAACCAACUAGAGGCUCGAUACCUGGAGCUGGAGGCCCAGCUGGCUGAGCUGCAGACAGAAAGCAGCGCAAAGGAUGACAACAUCCAGUACCUCCAGAAUGAGAAAAUUGUCCUGGAGGUAGCGCUGCAGGCAGCCCGCGCUGACAAGAGCCAACUUGACGAGGGCGCUGAGCGGCUUGGAGAGGAUGUUCUGGUGGCCUCAGAUGUCUUGGAUCAACUCAGACAAGAAGUCCAAGUCAAAGCCAAUCAGAUUGAAACCCUACAACAAGAGAAUAAUUCCCUGAAGAAACAAGCUCAAAAAUUGAAGGAGCAGUUCCUGCAACAAAAGGUGAUGGUGGAAGCAUAUCGCCGAGAUGCCAGCUCCAAAGACCAGUUGAUCAGUGAGCUCAAGUCCACCAAGAAGCGUCUGUUGGCGGAAGUGAAGGACCUGAAGCAGGAGGUGCUGGGUGUUCAGGGCGAGAGGCAGAAGGCAGAGCUGGAGCAGGCCCGGUUGCAGAAGGAGGUCGUGAGAGUCCAGGAACAGAUGAGCAACAUGGAAGCCCAUCUGCAAGUCAUUCAGACAGAAAGGGAUCAGCUAGAAACCCAGAUUCAGUCUCUACAGUUUGAUCAGAGCCAACUCGCAGCAGUGACACAAGAGAAUGAGGGCUUAAGGAAGCAGGUGGAGCAAAUGGAAGGAGAAGCCAAAAAAGCCAUCUCGGAGCAGAAGGUGCGCAUGAAGAGGCUUGGAACAGAUUUGACCAGUGCUCAGAAGGAGAUGAAGGCCAAACACAAGGCCUAUGAGAAUGCCGUGGGCAUCCUGAGCAGGAGGCUCCAGGAGGCUUUGACUGACAAGGAGACAGCAGAGGCAGAGCUGGUCAAACUCAAGGCCCAGGUGUCAGAUGGGGGAAACAGCCAGGCCUUACAGGAGAAGAUUAAGGCCCUGCAGGCUGAACUGCAGGCUGUGACCAACAGCAAAACAAUGCUAGAGAAGGAGCUGCAGGAAGUGAUCACUCUCACCUCUACAGAACUGGAGGAGUACCAGGAGAAAGUUCUGGAGCUUGAGGAUGAGCUUCAAGAGUCGCGCUGCUUCAAGAAGCGGAUCAGAAAGUUAGAAGAUGCCAACAAGAAGUUAGCACUUGAACUGGAACACGAAAAAGGGAAACUGGUUGGACUAGCACAGUCCCACAAUACAUUGCGGGAGCAUGCCAACAUUUUGGAGACUGCCUUAGCAAAGAGAGAAGCAGAUCUUGUUCAGCUCAACUUGCAGGUUCAAGCUGUUCUGAAGCGUAAAGAGGAGGAGGACCAGCAGAUGAAGCAAGUGGUACAAAGUCUACAGCUUGCUUUGGAAAAAGAGAAAACCAAAGUCAAGGAUCUUAAAGAACAGGUGGCAGCAGCAAAAGCUGAGGCGGCCCACAAUAGACGGCAUUACAGGGCAGCCAUGCUGGAACUGUCGGAGAUCAAAAAGGACUUGCAGGCCAAAGAGGACCUGGUCAAAGCUCUGCAGACUGAAGCCCACAAACUACAAGCUCAGGAUGAGCAGCAUGCUCAGGAGGUUUCCAGGUUCCAAGAGGAGCUGGCAGAGGCUCACUCCCAGCUCCAGAUCCUGCAGAAACAACUAGAUGAGGAAAUGGCCAAGCAGCCCCUGACUAACCAAGAGGUUGAGGAUCUGAAGUGGGAGGUGGAGCAGAGGCAGAGGGAGAUUGAGGCCCAGAAGCAGCAGCUGGAGAUGAUGGAGCAGUGCCACCACAGGGAGCUGGACAACCUACAGACAGCUCUGCAGAACAUCAAGGUGGAGCUGGAGUCGGUGCAGGAGGAGCUGAGCGGCACCAGGAAGGAUAAGUUUAUGUUGCAGGCCAAAGUGGGUGAGCUGAGAAACAGCAUGAAGACGGUCCUGCUGCAGAAUCAGCAACUCAAGCAGGACCUCAAACAGAGUCGUCUAAGGAAGCAGCGCAUGGAGCUCAAGAGUGAGGGGAACCCAUCCAACCCAGUGACACCAGUUAAGAUUCCAGACUGCCCAGUGCCUGCUUCCCUGCUGGACGAGUUGCUGAAACCGUCAACUUCUGUCAACAAGGAGCCACUCAACAAUCUGCACAACUGUCUACGGCAGCUCAAGGAGGAGAUGGACAGCCUCCAAAAGCAGAUGGAAGAACACACAGUAACAGUACAUGAGUCAAUGAGCUCAUGGACAAACACAGAGGAGGGACUGGCUCUUCAAAACAACAUCUCCAAAUCAUCAGCAGCGCUAAAUAACAUGGAAAAUAACAAUGAAGUGGAACAGCAGCAAUCAUAACAAAAUAACUUUUCUCAGGCCAAUAGAGAGAGAGUGGAAUUUUAUCCACAAAGGCACUUUUUAGCCCCUUAUUCCCUUUCUCUUUUCUUAACAAUUGCUGCCAACAUUUGGCAUUUCUCCCAUCAGCACAAAAGUGCUUUCGCAGAGUAAUACUUUCUAUACCAUAGCUUUAUUUCUCUCCUCAUUAUUUGGUGGUUGUUUAUAUUUGUGUUUUGUCACACUUAUUUAUUUAGAGUUACGAAAUUACAACUUUUCAUUUGAUAAGCCUCUCCAAGAGGAUGCCCCAUGUUCAGUUUUGUUAUCAUAGAUACAGAUAUGGUCUAGCUGUUAAGUCUUAGGGCCAAUUCUUCCCUGUUAAGUCAGCAUUUUUCCUCACUAAAUCAAAGUUAGUCACUUUCCUCCUCCACUACAUUAAAUCAGUGGCUUUGAUGCUGCUUAAUGAUGGCUGACAUAAUUUCAAAAGUGUUGUGGGUGACAGAAUGAAAAAACGACGAGUCUGUCACCAGACUGGCUAUGUCCUGGUCUUCCAUUUAUUUGUGCCUGUAUGCGAGUGAAGUCGCUCAUCUAUUAUUUAACUGACAGGGUUACACAUCCACGUGGUGUCUAAGCAGCUUGUGAUGAAACGUUAUUACUCCUGUUCAUGAAGUCUUGCACAAUUGCGGUCAGUUAUUUUGAAUUGCCUCAUGAUAAAAUGCAGUGUUUCUGACAUUUGCUCUAACUGAUAUCACCCUGCGUUCUUAAAAACAUUCAUCUCAGUUAUGUUUGUCUGGCAUGGACUGCAGUAAUUUGUACACAAAAAAAAGCCUUAAGCAAUUUUUAAUAAGCUGUAAAGGACUAUGUUGUUUCGGAUGAGUGUAUUCUGCUGAGGGUGAGUGCAAGAUGUGAUAUGUUAUAUAUUGUAUAUGUGUGCAGAUCCUCACUGGAGAAUUGUUUAUUGUUAAAUAUGUGGAUCACAUCAGCUGACAUUGCACACUAGCUGAUCGAACUGACUCUGAGAGAAAAUUGUAAGAAGACACAGAAAAAGUUACUACUUCUAAUAACAGCAGGUGCAUCAGAUGUGUUUGUUUUCUGUUGUUACUUUUGGUACAUAAUGUAUUUACAAAAAAAGACUAACCCUGGAUCACAUGUUGUUGUUGAACUCUGUUUCAUGGGUAAUGGGAUAAGUUAAUUGUUUCCAGAGGUUAAUAUAUACAUACACUUCCUUUUUUUGUAUGAUUGUAAAUUGAUCAUAACUGUUUAAUAGUGUAAAGAAGAUGAAAUACAAGAUAUCAAAUGCAAACCAUAAGUCGGAUAGUAAUUCUGUUACAACUGUACUAAAGUUUCGUUGUAGAAUGAUAAUUGGAUGGUACAGCAGCUUUCUGCAUGCAGUUGUGCUGCAGCUGCUGUGAUGGUGCUCAUUCUCACACUAUUUUUUUUUAUUACUAUUGUAUGCUUAAGAAUUUCCAAAGGGACAAUAAAUAUGAGGAGAAUGCUAACUGAAGCAAAUAACAGCAAAUGUAUUGAUAUACUGUAUUCUGCAAAAAAAAAAAAAUCUUUUGGGCUGUAUCCUCUAUGCUUAAACUUUGCUGUAUUUUAAUUUAAUUUUAUUUUAUUUUCAAAGAUUGGAAUUCAUUUCUGAUAUAACAUUUGUGUUGGGAGAUGUGAUUGUAUUUAUCAUAAAAUUGCACUAUUCAUCCGCCA